Messenger RNA from Ectocarpus sp. CCAP 1310/34, 3731 nucleotides. NCBI's taxonomy places the organism in Eukaryota, Phaeophyceae, Ectocarpales, Ectocarpaceae. The record is from the annotation of a GenBank genome assembly.
GAUCGCGCAGGGCACCCACAGCAGUAGCACCACAGCGUUUCUUUCUCCUCACAUCGUCAUACCCAGUGCAUCCACGCACCGGCUAGAGCGUCAACGUUGCUGUGGUAUAGCUCAUUUGGUGCGAUAGAUAAAGAAGGCAGCAGCUUUCACGGUGCGGUGAAAAACGCGUCGAGACGGGGAGAGUGCUGCGAUGGUCAACCCGGCCAUGGAUCAGCCAAACCAGCCGCCGCUGCCAUUUCCGGCCCCCGGAGGUGGUGGCCACACCAACGGCCACCACGCAUCCGGCCCAUCAUCUUCCGCGAUCACGAACGGAGAUGCCGGGCUAAGGAUGGGCGUGAACCAGACGGUAGCGACUGUGGCGGGAGAUCUGGAGGGGCUUGUCCAUGCGUGGGAUAAGACGCGAGGGGCCAUGGACUUCACAGUGGACGAGAGCCUCCGAACAGUGGCGUACAGCGUCGCGGAGAACAGGGUGCACACAGACCUCAGGAAUAGGGGCAUCGAGAUCGUUGAUGACAGCCGUGCGAAGGAGAGCAAGUCCUGGCGGCAUAGCGACGGAAGCAGGACGAGGUCGACGUCGUCUCCACGACGACCGCGGAAACCCCGAUCACUACCGCCGUCAUCGCUGUCGCGGUCACGAUCGCCGUUGCCAUCGCCGUCUCCCUCGGCAGCACGAGGAGGAGGAGGUUCAGGUUUCUCCGGUGGGGAGAUCGCGAGGCACGAGGAAGAGGAUGAAGACGGUCUACAAGUGACAGGGUUCGAUCUGCGCUCGGCUCUCAAGUGUGAGAGCAUCUCGGAGACCAGGGGGUAUCUGCGCGUUUUGUACGACCUGGCGGCGCAGCAGGAGCUGAUGCUGGACGAGAUGGCCAGGGAGGGGAUGUACGCUAUCGAACUCAACGAAAAACUAUCCUUGAAACUCGCCGACAAGAGAAAGGAGAUAGCGGUGCUUAAGAAGGCGUAUUUCUUGGCGAUUGAAACCGACCCCGCCGCUACUUGCGACACGAGUGACGAUAACAACAACGGCACCGCCGAGAUCACGGCGGCCACGACCGAGUUUCCCGGCGCCGGCGCCGCUGAGUCCUUGCCCGGGGCCGAGCCCACCCUAGAAGCGGUCUCGUCGGGGAUGACUCCGCCGCCGCCGCCCCGCCCGCCGCUCUCGGACUCCACGACUGCGGCGAGGCGGGAGCACUCUCGGGCGUUUUCGGGGAGAGGUAUCGCCGCUCCGGGUAACGGUGGUGCCAUUAGCCCCCGCGGCGGGGUGGAGGCGGCUUCGAAUGGCGGUAGCCCCGGCGCGGGCGGCGGCCGCACCCGGUCGGGAAGCGGGGCGAGCGUCGGCAGCGGCAGCGGCAACCGCAGCGUUCGCGCGGAGCUGUUCCCGGCACCGGGGGCGGCGAGAGAGGGGAAGAGCAAGAAGACGACACCGGAGGUUUCGCCGCGGUGGGGGAACGCCAACAACAGCCACGCAAUGCCGCCGCCGCCGCCGCCCACUGCGUUCUUCCCUACCGGGCCGCCAGUGAUGGGAGCGCGAGUGUCGGAGCUUGCUGCGCCGCCGACAAUGGAGGCGGCGGCGGGUGUAGGAGACGUGAGCAGCGGUGGUGCGUUUGGAGGACCGGGCCAAGGGGGUGGGGUCGUCGAAGACCCCCUCAAGGCGAUGAUGAUGCCGCCGGCACCGCCCCAGAUGAAGCAGAGCCCGGAGACGGGUCGCCAGGAUGAUGCCGCCGAGGACAGCGGCGACUCCAAGAACGGAAUCAACGCCCCGCCCGCGCUUGCUCCCCCGCCCGUCCUGCCGCACCCUGGGUUGGCAGUUUCCUACCGAGCCGUGCGGCAGGCUCCCGUCGGUGGUGUCGCGCCACCGCCGACGGCGUUCGUCCCUUUCGGCGGCGGCGGCGGCGGCGUCAGCGCAUUUGGUGGAGGAGGUGCUGCGAUGGGGGCGUUUGGCCGCGGGGGUGCCAUGACCGCGCCGUUCGGCGGCGGAGGAAACAGCGGUAGCAGCAGCGUCGAUGGCAAGGGGAGCGAGGGUACGGACGCCGCCGCGGCGACGGCGGAGGGGGGCGGAGGUGACUGCGGCACGACGACGGCGUCGGGCGGCGGCAACAGCAGCACCACCCUCGGCAGCAGCGUCGGCUCGUUUACCGGAAGCUUUGGCAGCGGCCGCGGCGGUGGCGGGGGUGUUGACGCGGGCGUCGCACCGGCAGAGGCUGCGGCUCGGCAGCCGCCGCCGCAGAUGCUGCCGGAGGUCUCCGGCGGCGGGAGUGACGGCAGCGGAGCAGGGGUAGGCGGAGAGGCAGACGCUCCCGGCGACGGUCCGGCCGCCGCCGCCGAGGGCGAGGGGGCGGCGAUGAUGCAGGGCAACGGCUUCCCCGAUGGCGGAGCGGACGCGCCGGGAGUCGGAGAUGAGAGCAACGGGGGCGGUGGGCAAUGCUUUGGUGGGGCGUCGUGGGCGAGGGAGGAGGAGACGAACGAGUUCUUCGCCGGCGUUUGAGAACCGCCAGCCGGUACACUCUGUUCAUGAGUCAUGUCCCCUUGAGUACGCGAGCGCAGCGUUCCUUGAGACGUUGGAAGGAUUAGAUGCAAAUCUUGACAGGUACGCGCUUCUUUCCUUGAUAGACGUGUUGGCGCUGGGCUCGAGUCUAUUGUCCCGAGGGCGCCGCGUUGCUACAGCAGUAGUAGCUGUAAUGUACGAAGGAUUGGAUGCAAAUUUUGAAGGAUGCGCGCUUCGUCCCCCGAUGGAUGUGUUCGUGGUGGGCGGAAGGUCUAUCGCCUCGAAGGCGCUAAUGUCGCUUCGCUUGCAUCGAACGUAGAUUGGACGAUGCGGGGCUGUUGCCCUGCAUCACGGUACGGCUGUCGUUUCUCACUUGUGAGGCUGUCUGUGCCGAUAGUAUGGGUUGUUGCCAAUGACAAACCGCUCCUUUUCCGGCGGAAUAGAUGCCGGUAUGUGUCGGUGCCAAGACAGACCGCUUUUUUGCGGCAGAAUAAGCGCGACGUGUUUGCCUUUUCGGAAUUUCCGCCAUGUGCCCCGGCGUUGCUCCGUGACCCUCGAAAGCUGUUUCUUCGUGUCGACAUGUGCUGGAAGAUCUCACGCUUGCAUCGAAAGCAUGCUCAUGUUGCUGUAUGGUACACCGGUUCCGCUUUGAGUGGCAGAGGCUCGCCAUGUUGUUCAGCCUCCUGUAGCAUAAUUGUUCACGUUCAUAUUCUACGGACAUGUUUGCUAGGCAGGCCCUUGAUUGGUAGUGGGUGGGAUAUUGCUGCGCGGGACCCGGUGGGCGGCAACUGUGCUAGUGCUGUGCGUGCCUAUCUCUCUCUCUCUGCGCCCCUCGUCGCGGUGUAGUGUUUUGGAUCUGGGCAAACGCAGGGGCUGUGCAACAUUUCUGAAUUUCGUCACAUGUGUGUAGUCUGUGUCGCUCUCCGUUAUCGGGCCAGAGUUCUUUUCACAGAGAGAGGGAAAUGAUACCAUUAUUUAUGAGAGUAAAAAACAAGUGCACCCGUGUAGACGUUUCCAUCAAUUAGUGUUCCCUUACGGACGAGUACAAUGCACGUGGAGUUUCGUGGUCUAGAGGUUGACGUGUGUGGCUUUUUGAUCCGCAACAUCAAGGGCGCUUGCAUGCCGGGUUCUUGACAAUGCCGCCCUGAUUUGGAGUCAGAAGUUGCGCUGUUUGUGGUUCCUCGGGCGUUAGCAUGCACGUGUUUGCUUUGGCUCGUUCGAAACCCCGUUUCACCCUCAAAAUUAUCUUACC